Penicillium malachiteum is the source of this 1242-nucleotide messenger RNA. RefSeq names its product Gfo/Idh/MocA family protein. Bases 1 to 1242 code for a protein of 413 amino acids. Gene Ontology annotation, molecular function: nucleotide binding; oxidoreductase activity. NCBI's taxonomy places the organism in Eukaryota, Fungi, Ascomycota, Eurotiomycetes, Eurotiales, Aspergillaceae. The record is from RefSeq and is a predicted model, not a curated record. Gene Ontology annotation, biological process: NADPH regeneration. Gene Ontology annotation, cellular component: cytoplasm. The transcript has 5 exons.
AUGGCCCCUCCUAGCGUUUUGAUGGUCGGUACUGGCGAGUACACCACCGGCUUCGUCGGCGGUGGUGCAUCCGGAUCAGAUAAGAAGGUCGGUGUCGUCGGAUUGUCUCUCUUCGAUCUGCGCCGACGAGGCAAGGUCAGCGAACUGAGCAUGGUCGGCGUAUCGGGCAAGAAGUUCCCAGGAAUCCGUGAUCAUCUGCACAAGAACAUCUGCCAAGUCUACAAUGGCCUCGACACAUCCUUCGCCUCCUUCCCAGCAGACGACCAAACCGACCCAGACGCCUACAAGACGGCUAUUGACGCCCUCCCCAAGGGCUCCGCCAUCACCAUCUUCACUCCCGACCCAACCCACUUUCCAAUUGCGCUGUACGCCAUCGAGCGCGGCAUUCACGUCAUGAUCACCAAGCCCGCAACCCAACGCCUAGAAGACCACCUCGCCCUUGUGGAAGCAGCCCGCAAAAACGGCGUCUUCGUUUUCAUCGAGCACCACAAACGCUUCGACCCCGCAUACUCCGACGCACGCGCAAAGGCCCGUACCCUCGGCGACUUUAACUACUUCUACAGCUACAUGAGUCAGCCUAAGAGCCAGCUUGAGACUUUCAAGGCGUGGGCGGGUCGCGAGUCCGAUAUCUCGUACUAUCUCAACUCGCACCAUAUCGAUAUCAACGAGAGCAUGGUUCCGGAUUACAAGCCUGUUCGUGUAACCGCUACCGCCUCACAGGGUACAGCUGCGGCCCUCGGAUGUGUUCCUGAGACAGAGGAUACAAUUACCUUGCUGGUUGAGUGGCGUCGUCGCGAUAACCCUGCCAAAAUUGCGACGGGUGUCUACACUGCUAGCUGGACGGCUCCUCAGAAUGCGGGUGUUCACUCUAAUCAGUACUUCCACUAUAUGGCCGCCAAUGGUGAGAUUCGUGUAAACCAGGCGAAGCGUAGUUACGAUGUUACUACUGAUGAGCAGGGCCUAAUCUGGGUGAACCCAUUCUACAUGCGCUAUGCCCCUGAUGAGGAGGGUAACUUUGGUGGCCAGACCGGAUACGGCUAUGUCAGCUUUGAGAAGUUUAUUGAUGCUGUCACAGCCCUCAAUGAGGGUCGUGUGACACUUGACCAGCUGGAUGCUCGUCCUCUCCCUACUUUGAAGAACACAAUUGCCACCACAGCUAUCCUCGAUGCUGGUCGUCGGUCUUUGGAUGAGCGUCGCCCCAUUGAGAUUGUUUCAGAGGGUGAUAAGUGGGAGCUUAAGUAA